UUAAAAAUCUCGUCGGUAUAGUAUAACACGUCCUUCCCCAUUUCAGAAACGUCGAUCACUCCCGCUUUACCCAAAUUACUUCUCAACCACACCCAUCUCCACUCCACUUCCUCUUCACUUUCACACGUCUGACAAAGCCGGAGCACAAUCCUAUAUACUUUCCUAUAUUCCAAGCGCGUCUCUACCACGUUCUUCGUAGAUGGUCCCAUACAUCAAGCGCGUGCACGUCCUCACCUACAACUAAGAUUUAAACCCUCCGCACCUCAGUUCUAAACUUUACCAACUACACCACCACCUUACUCAAUCUCUGUCUCUAAGCUAUGGCAAAGUUUCCGAAAUCACAACCCAAACUUGUCUCACUUCUCCUUCUCCUCCUCCUCUUCUUGUUCUCACUGCGCCACUCCUCCGCCGCUUACUCCAUCGGCGUCAACUAUGGCACCGUCGCCAACAACCUCCCACCGCCUUCCCAAGUGGCCAACUUCCUCAAAACCCAAACCACCAUCGACCGCGUCAAGAUCUUCGACGCCAACCCUGACAUCCUCAAAGCCUUUGCCAACACCAACAUCUCUCUCACCGUCACCGUCGGAAACGGCGACAUUCCAGCCCUUUCCAAACUCCCCGCCGCCCAGUCCUGGGUGGCCAAUAAUAUCCUCCCAUUUCACCCUCAAACCAAAAUCAACAUCAUCGCCGUUGGUAACGAAAUCCUCGCCACAUCAGAUAAGAGCUUAAUCGCUCACCUUUUGCCCGCCAUGAAAGCUUUGAAGUCAGCCUUGGACUUAGCAAACGUGACUGAUAUUCAUGUCUCCUCGCCACACUCGCUUGGGAUUUUGUCAUCUUCGGAGCCACCGAGUUCGGGUCGGUUCAGACGCGGGUACGACAAGCUUAUAUUCGCUCCGAUUCUCGAUUUCCACAGGCAAACCAAGUCGCCCUUCUUGGUUAACCCGUACCCGUUCUUCGGCUUCACAGCACGGACUUUAAACUACGCGCUGUUCAAACCGAACGGUGGCGUUUUCGACAACGUCACGGGUUUAAACUACACCAACAUGUUCGAUGCGCAGCUUGACGCUGUUUACUCGGCGAUGAAGAAGGUUGGAUAUGGUGACGUGGACAUUGUCGUUGCCGAAACCGGAUGGCCCUCUGUGGGUGACCCGACCCAACCCGAUGUGAACUUGGCCAACGCGUUGUCUUAUAAUGGGAACCUCGUGAAACACGUGAAUUCAGGGAAAGGAACUCCGUUGAUGCCAAACAGGACCUUCCCGACUUACAUUUUCGCUUUGUUCAACGAAAACCUUAAACCGACCACCUCGGAGCAGAAUUACGGGCUGUUCAAGCCGGAUUUGACACCGGUUUACGACGUGGACAUUUUAAGGGAUAAGCAGGCACUGGGUCCCAGUCCUACACCUGGUAAUGCAACAGGGCCAUCAUCAUCAGGUGGUGUUCCGGAGGGGAAUACUACAACAUCUACAUCAACAUGGUGUGUGCCCAAAUCUGACGCUAGCGAUGAGGCUCUCCAAGCGAACAUAGACUACGUGUGUAGCACAGGAGUGGACUGUAAGCCAAUACAAGAUGGUGGGCCCUGCUUUAAUCCAAACACUGUGAGAUCACACGCUUCCUACGCUAUGAAUGCUUACUAUCAAAACUCUGGUCACCAUCAAUUCGACUGUGAUUUCAACAACACCGGUGUUAUCUCCUACACUGACCCCAGUUAUGAAGCUUGUACGUACAGUUUCCAAGGGAAAAAGUUGGAGAGCUCGUUUGCUGGAGGCUCGUUGAAACGUUGUUCCAUGGUAAAAAUAUUUGUUGUAUUAGUUUGCUAUAUGAUACUACACUCUUUUACUUUCUAAUUUACUGGUUUUUCAUUAUUGUAAUGUGCGUUAAAUUUGUUUGGUGCGUGGGGUAGGUUAGCUUAGCCUUUUUGUCUUACAACGGUUGAGCACCUGGGAGAAUUAAAUUAUUGCACCAAUUAUGUUGUUUAGAAUUUAUUUAAUAUUUAGUCUCAAGAGAUCCUAUGUAUAGUAAAUAUUUUUUAUAAAAAUCUUGCACGGUAUGUUCUACUCUUUCA
This is a messenger RNA of Quercus robur (English oak), 2062 nucleotides long. Its product is annotated as glucan endo-1,3-beta-glucosidase. The coding region runs from base 321 to 1844 and encodes 507 amino acids. Gene Ontology annotation, biological process: carbohydrate metabolic process. Lineage: Eukaryota; Viridiplantae; Streptophyta; Magnoliopsida; Fagales; Fagaceae. The record is from RefSeq and is a predicted model, not a curated record. Gene Ontology annotation, cellular component: plasma membrane. Gene Ontology annotation, molecular function: hydrolase activity, hydrolyzing O-glycosyl compounds. The transcript is spliced from 3 exons.